ACGACUCAAGUUCGAGACUUAUUAUUUUCCCAAACCCCAUCCUUCAAUUCCACUCUCUACCUACUCAUCCAUUCUUUCUUUUUCUUCCUCACUCUUACCUUACCCUAUUCUUAUAAUACCCCGAUUUCCUCAAAAUGCCCUCCCUCCCCCUCCGCAUAGCCAUCCUCGAAUGCGACACCCCCCUCCCCAACACCCGCACCAAAUACGGCAGCUACGGCGGCGUCUUCACCUCACUCCUGCACGCCGGCGCCUCCUCCCUCAACCACCCAGGCCUAACAUCCACCUCCGGCCUCACCCUCUCCACCUUCGACGUCGUAACCGCACAAGCCUACCCCUCACUAGAAACCAUCGACGCGAUCCUGCUCACGGGAUCAAAACACAACUCCUUUGACGACGACCCGUGGAUCUUGAAGCUGGUGGAGUUUGUGAGGAGCGUGCUGCGCCAGAGGAGGGUGAGGAUUGUAGGCGUUUGUUUUGGGCAUCAGAUUCUGGGCAGGGCGUUGGGCGCGAAGGUUGGGAGGAGUGAGAGGGGGUGGGAGAUUAGUGUUACGGCUAUGGAUUUGACGAAGAAGGGGCAGGAGCUGUUUGGGAGGACGUCGUUGGCUCUAUACCAAAUGCACAGAGACAUCGUGUUCGACUACCCUGAAGGCGUCGAACCUUUAGCAUCUACAGACCGUUGUGCAAUCCAGGCGAUGUACGUCCCUAAAAGAUACAUCUCUGUUCAAGGGCAUCCCGAAUUCACGGAAGAGAUCAUGAGGGAGAUUGUCCAGUUACGGCAUUCGACGGGAUUGUUUACAGAUGAGAUGGAGAAGGAUGCUAUUGAGAGGGUGGACAGGUAUCAGGAUGGCGUGACAGUUGCACAGGCUUUUUUGAAGUUCUUGCUGGAGGAAUAGAAUGUGAGGGGAUUUGUUUUACUGCUGUUGCGAUUGAGCGUAGAAUGAAUAUAGAUUUUGAUUUAUUUCACUGACUGGGUAAGGUUCUUGAGAUUUCCUGGGUCGCCAUUUUUGGCUUUUGGAGCUUAAAUGAUUUGUAUAAGCCUUAUGUAAAGAACCUUAGCCUGCAUGCAGAUACCCUAUCCCCUAAACUUCACUUAAGACUGGUCGCCGGGAAAUAUUCAGGUGUGAUAAUCUCGAUGUUAUCUCUUCUGAGUUCAGCUCUCGCCGUCAAAAUCAAUUCCUCAACCAGUACUCCC
Molecule: messenger RNA, 1192 nt
Organism: Cadophora gregata
Lineage: Eukaryota; Fungi; Ascomycota; Leotiomycetes; Helotiales; Ploettnerulaceae
Exons: 2
Coding region: 135-893 (252 amino acids)
Cellular component (GO): nucleus; cytosol
Source: RefSeq, a predicted model, not a curated record